Messenger RNA from Metopolophium dirhodum (rose-grain aphid), 1681 nucleotides. RefSeq lists its product as uncharacterized. NCBI's taxonomy places the organism in Eukaryota, Metazoa, Arthropoda, Insecta, Hemiptera, Aphididae. The transcript has 7 exons. The coding region runs from base 21 to 974 and encodes 317 amino acids. The record is from RefSeq and is a predicted model, not a curated record.
CAAUCGGCACACAACCGCGGAUGCGUCCUCAGUUGCCGUCAGCCGGUUGUACAGUCGCGAUCAUUGCGUGCGGCGCCAUGUGGUCCAAGCUGUUGGUCGUCGUCGUUUAUCUCGUCAUCGUCGCCACAGAAGGUCAUCCGGAAAAUACCAAGAAGCUGUAUCAGAACGAGUUGCAGACUGACCUCCAACAUGAAAAUCGGACUGACGUUAAUCAUGCGAAAGAGAAUUCCAAUGAAUUGAAUUCCGACCGACAACAAUCAACAAACACUUAUAAAAAAAUACCCGCGCCCAUGGUGGAUGAUGAUCUUUUGGAGUUUUUGGUUCGUGUGGCAGACAAUCCAGCGGAAUGGAAUAAAAUUCGUCGUGUUUUAAGUAUGUUGGGCCGGGACGAGACGGGCACGCCGACUGCGGCGGCGGUGGCGGCCGACGACGGUAACCACGUCGGAGCGGCCGCCGUCAGUAUCGCGUCCACGUCGACACCGGUGCCGCCGGUCACCACUCCAUCAACGGCACCGCCGAAGAUCACGGCGACAGUGGCGAGCGUGGACAACGAACGCGGUGCGGAACACCAACCGCCGCCGACCACAUCGUCUUCGUCGUGGCCGUCGGGCGAUUGGAUCAUGAAAACGGUGCAAGACAUCAAAGCGGCGGCCAGGGCCCGGGGAAUAGGCGCCGGGGGCGAGGACUAUGACGGCGACGACGACGGCAACGACUACGAUUACGAUGACCAGACAGACGACGAGAUCGAAGAGAUCGAAGCACCGACCGCCACGGCGCCGCCGCAGCCGUCGCGGCCGCCAUUGCUUAGGACGGUGCCCGGCCACAUGUCCCGGUACGAGUUCAAGCGGUUGGACGGCAGACCGAACGACGGUCGUGUCAACGGCACGUACGUGGCCGUCAUCGAGAGCGAUCGUCCGCCGCGCGUCGUCAUCUACGACCCGGCGAGGCAGAAAAAACCAAGAACCGACAAAUAAUUCCAUCAGAAGACAGUGGAUGACGGACUUGCAAAUGGCAGCUAAAAACCGCCCGAAAGAAAACAAUUUUUCCGCAUAGUAAUACACACACACAUACACACACACUCACACAAAAGAAGAUUUUGUUGUAUCAAUCAAAUGAUAAAUUAUUGUUAUAAUACAGUAUUACAUUAUAAACACGUCUGGUUAAACAUAUUUCUCUCGUUCAUAUUUUAAUGCGUUUUAAUUUUUCGAUGUUACGACCAAAACUGACACUGUCACGUAUUAAUUUUUAAUUAAUAUAUUAUAAUAAAAUUAAAUAUCAUAAGUUGUAAUUAUUAUCGUGUGCUGUAUACACAUACGAACAAUACAUUUUACUGUGUGAAAUAUUAAUAAUAAAAAUAACAUUAUAUUUAUAAUUAUUAUACUACAAAUAAGCAUUACAAUACUUAAUAUUAUUAUAUACUAAUAUAUUAUAUCAUACGCUGAAGUUAAUUUCUAUAUUCCGUACUUACUUAAGCAUUAGAUGAUAAUAUUAUGAUGUCUGAUAUGAUAAUAUAUUAGAUAAUACGUAUACGCGUGUACGAUAUAGAUCCGAAUGUCGAUUUUCAUUUUGUUCCCUUCUUCGAAUCCGUUUAUCAUAUAUUAUUAUUAUUAUUAUUAUAUAAUUUAUUUAUGCUGUAUAUGUGUAUAAAUAAAUGAACAAACAAAAAAAUGUUAUCUUAUCU